Molecule: messenger RNA, 2894 nt
Organism: Astyanax mexicanus (Mexican tetra)
Lineage: Eukaryota; Metazoa; Chordata; Actinopteri; Characiformes; Acestrorhamphidae
Gene: prokr1a
Product: prokineticin receptor 1a
Exons: 3
Coding region: 432-1595 (387 amino acids)
Biological process (GO): neuropeptide signaling pathway
Cellular component (GO): membrane
Molecular function (GO): neuropeptide receptor activity
Source: RefSeq, a predicted model, not a curated record
AUAGAUAGAUAGAUAGAUAGAUAGAUAGAUAGAUAGAUAGAUAGAUAGAUAGAUAGAUAGAAGACUCUAAACAGAAGUUUGAAUGUUAAAACACGUUUUUAAGACAAUAAACCCUGGUUGAGUGUCUUUUUUUCUCUCGGUUGACUCCUGAAAGGGUCUGCGUGUUUCUCUGUGGAGCUGAGCUGCACUGAUCAACUGCCGCUAGAGGGGGAAAACAAAAAGUAUUUCAUUCACAUCUGGAGGAAGAGGAGCUCAGCGCAGGGAUGCGCGCGUCGCACGAGCUCAGGGCGCAUCUUCAGGAGAGAUACUACUUUUAUAAAAGAAGAGACUGGACAACAGAAUUCAGAUGGAAUCAAAUAAAUCAGAAGAGAAGUAAGAUUGAAGGAAGUUGGGAAAGAGCUUGACCCAGAACAGCGAGUAAGGGGUGAAGGAUGGCGGAAAGAAACAAAUCUGUCUUGGUGGUAACGUGGACACAAGGCCAGCCAUUAGAGAGCCCUCAGAACCCUCUUGUGGCAAACUACGACAUUCCUCUGGAUUACGACGUUCCCCUAGACGAGAUCCCGGACACGACUCAGGGCAGAGCCUUUUUCGUAGCCACCAUCAUCAUCGCUGCGGUUCUGGUCAGCAUCAUGCUGGUCUGCGGGAUUGGGAAUUGCCUCUUCAUCGCUACUUUAGCUCGGUACAAAAAACUGCGCAACAUCACCAACCUGCUGAUCGCUAACCUGGCAGUGUCGGAUUUCCUGGUGGCGGUGGUGUGCUGCCCCUUCCUGGUGGAUUACUACGUGGUUAAGCAGCUUUCCUGGGACCAUGGGAUCAUCCUGUGCGUUUCUAUAAACUACCUGAGGACAGUGUCUCUUUACGUGUCCACAAACGCCCUGCUGGCCAUCGCUGUGGACAGGUACCUGGCCAUUGUGCAUCCCCUGAAGCCUCGGAUGAAGUACCAGACCGCCUACUGGCUCAUAUUCGGGGUCUGGAUCGUCCCCAUCCUGAUCUCCGUCCCCUCGGCAUACUUCGCCACGGAACAGGAGUACCCUCAUGGCUCCGUCUCCCACGGCAACAAGAUCUUCUGCGCCCAGAUCUGGACCGCAGACCAGCAGCUGCUCUACCGCACCUAUUUCUUGUUCGUUCUGGUCGUGGAGUUCCUGGUGCCAGUGGUGGUCAUGGCAGUCUGCUACACCCGCAUUUCGCUCGAAUUGUGGUUCAAGAAAGUCCCAGGCUUUCCUACUGAGCAGCUCCAGCGGAGGCUGCGGCGACGACGCCAGACCGUCGUAGUCCUGAUCGCAGUUCUGGUAGCCUAUGUGAUGUGCUGGGCGCCGUACUACGGCUUCGCCAUCUUGCGGGACUUUUACCCCGCACUGAUUACGCGGGAACGCAAUUCGUUGGUGGCGUUCUACAUCAUCGAAUGCAUCGCCAUGAGCAACGGGGUCAUCAACACCCUGUGCUUUGUGAGUGUAAAGAACAAUGCCGCCAAGUGUUUCAAGGGAAUGAAACUUGCACAAUGGCAUGGCACCUCAAGGACUAACAUUGCCAUGUGCAAGAUGGCGGAUGAGGGUGACAUGAGGACUUCCUCACUUAGAGUGACCGAACAAGUGUAAUGUAUGCGGUAGGGAAGGGCUUGAACAGAGGAAUGUAGGAAUGGCACCACAAGAACCAACUUUGGUAGUGCAAGAUGGUAGGGCACCACAAGGACAAUUGCUACUAUGUGAAACAUAGUGGAUAAGGGUGACAUUAGGACUUCCUCAGUAAAAGAGAGUGGAAUAAACGUGAAUAACAUGAAGGAAUUAAGGAAGUGCACUAUGGCAUGGCACCUCGAGGAUCAAUACUGGCAUGUGCAAGAUGGCAGACGAGGGUGAUAAGAGAGAAAUGUACAUGAAGAAGGUGAAGGUAUGGAAGGUUUGGUGCCAUAGUAGAGUACCUCAAAGACCAACAUUACCAUCUGCAAAAUGGCAUAGGAUCUCAAGGACCAACAUUGGCAUGGUGGCACAUUGGCACAACUUCUUCUCUUAGAAUUGUUGAACAAGUAGAAUUAAUGAGAAUACGGUAAAGGAACUAAAGGAUUUGUGCAGUGGCAUGGCAUCUUAGGGACUAACAUGUGCAAGAUUGCAGAUGACGGUGACAUGAGGACUUCCUCACUUAUAGUGACCUAAUAAGUGGAAUGGAUGUGAAUAAGGCGAAGGUAUGGAAGGCCUUGCACAGUGUAAUGGUAACUUGAGGAGCAACAUUGGCAUGUGAAGGAUGGCAUGGCACAUCAAGAACCAACAUUACUGCUGUGGUAAACCCCCUAUAAAACCCCACCAUAUCCCUGUCCAACUCGUUUUCCCAAGUAGAUACAGAAGCUUUUUUUUAUUCACACUUUAACAAAUUCAGAGUUAUUGAUGCGCCCUUAUAGUGCUCAACACAAGCUAAGGUGUUGUAUGGUGGCAGGGGAAUUUUUAAAAACGCAUACAAGAAUGCUGUACUGGAAGAAAUUGUCCAGGGUCACAAAAGCAGAUACUUUUAUUGGGUUUAGCUACUGAGUUCACCCAACGAAAAUCUGUACAGAUUCGAGAGAUACCAUCAAGCUUAGACACUAACAAACACAGAGAAUUCCACUUCUGCCCUCACUUUACUGUGAUGCAAGUCCAGCAUCAACCAGUCAGCUUCUUCCUCACACAGGUAAUCUGCAGGAGUGAUAGAAAGAGAGAGAGUAAUGGAGAGCGCGAGAGCGAGGUAGCUCAGAAAGUGAAACCGACAAAGGAGAAAACUUAGUUUGUGUAUCCAAAAGAGACCAAACACAACAGAUUACAUAUUUAAUCACUAAAUAGCAGUACUUUAAACGAUUAAACAACGUUCAGGUAUUUAAAUGCCAUUUAAAUCUCAUUUUCUGCUGUUUCUAUAGAUAAUAAAAAUAAUCG